UAGUAGAAGCAGGGUCAAAAAGCUGAUGCUGCACCAAUUUUUGGUAUUGCAAGAGAAAAUCUAAGUUUAUUGACGCCGUCGACAUUCUUUUACUUCGUUCACCUCAGCAAAAAUCCAGCAAUUUCCCCAUCUCACAAUUUCAGACAUGCAGGCAAUAAUUCAAAGUGGGCCUGGAAUACUUCAGUUGGCUGAGAAUAUACCAAAGCCAUCAAUAGGCCCAGGAUCAGGGAAAGUCUUGGUGAAAGUGCACGCCGUUGCUCUCAAUCAUAGUGACUGGAAAAUGGUCGAUUUCUCAGCCAAACCUGGAGCUGUCAGCGGAUACGAUAUGGCUGGUAUUGUGGAAGCUAUCGACGAGUCCGUGGAUACGGGCCUAGUUGUUGGAGAUCGAGUUCUAGGUGUCACCAGUAUUCACGGAGGAGCAUUUGCGGAGCACGUCAUUACGGAUGGAAACCUCUUAAUCAAAAUCCCCGAAAAUAUGGACUUUCAAACAGCCGCAAGUUACGGGGUGGGAAUAGUUACAACAGGCUUGGCAUUGUACGGUCACGAGUGCUUGUCUUUGACAUGGCCAAAUCCUGAUGGGGAGGUCAGUGCAGGUACUCAGAAAACUCGCGUCGGACCCCGAGGGUGGAGCGGUGGAGAUGCGCUUACGGAUGACGAUAACGAUACACCACGCAUUCCGGUACUCGUCUAUGGGGCUUCGACUUCCACUGGUACUUUAGCUAUCCAAUUAUUGCAUCUAUCCGGCUAUGAGCCGAUUGCUGUGUGUUCGCCCCAUAAUUUCGGGCUCGUGCAAUCGAGAGGAGCCUCGAAGUGCUUUGAUUACCAUUCACAGGGGUGUGGAGCUAUGAUCAAACAGUACACACACAACAGGUUGGAAUACGCGCUUGAUUGUAUCACUACAGCAUCUUCGAUGCGUCUUUGCUACGAGGCGAUAGGUGCUUCUGGUGGAAAAUAUGUAUCGUUGGAUCCGUUUAACGCGAGAGUCCAACGAUCACGUGCUGAUGUUAAAUCCUUCUUUUGUUACGCACUUACGAUAUUUGGUAUACCAAUUGAAUUAGACGGAGAAUUUGCACGGGAUGCAAAACCUGAGGAUCGGAAGCUGGCGGAAAAGUUUGUGAAGAUUGCUGAGAAAUUUAUUGAGAAGGGGAAGUUGAAGGCACAUCCUACGACGUUGAAAUCGGGCGGCUUGAAUGGCAUCGUUGGUGCGAUAGAUCUUUUGAGGAAGGGAAAGGUAUCUGGGAGUAAAUUGGUUUUUAAUGUCAUUGAUGCUUAGGAUACUUUGAAUUCACGCUGUAUUUUCAUAAAAAUUCUACCGUUGGUCAAUCUCCUGCCACGAACCCACCAUAUGUUGUCUAGGUUCCGCUGACGUCUAUUUCAUCGAUUCUGU
Molecule: messenger RNA, 1387 nt
Organism: Sclerotinia trifoliorum
Lineage: Eukaryota; Fungi; Ascomycota; Leotiomycetes; Helotiales; Sclerotiniaceae
Source: the annotation of a GenBank genome assembly